AUGUCAUCGGACGCCGUCCCUACUUCGUCUGUCAACGACAUCACACAAUGGAGCGACAAGAAAAAGCUAGAAGCGGAAGUGCAGUACAUUCUGCUGCAAUUCGAAAAGCCCAAGGAGUGGGCUGAUCUCAUGAACUGUCUGAUCCGACUGCACAGGAGCAUACGACAGUCCAUGAUAUGCGAAAUUCCACAGAAGGAAACCAUAUGCAAGCGACUUGCACAAUGCCUCAACCCGCAGCUGCCCAGUGGCAUCCACGCGCGGGCCCUGGAGGUAUAUGGCUCCAUACUGGAAAAGGCGGGAUCGGAGGGGCUGGCGCAGAAUCUGGCGCUAUUCAGCAGCGGGUUAUUCCCAUUCUUCACGUACAGCUCCUCCUCCGUGCGGCCGAUAUUCCUCAACCUCAUCGAGCAGUUCUACAUACCGCUGGGGAAAAAGCUGCUGCCCUGCCUCAUAGGACUGCUGAUAUGCAUCAUACCGGGGCUGGAAGACGACAAGUCAGAAAGCUAUGAGCAGGUGUACAAGGCGCUCGAACGCAUCAGUGACUGCGUUUCCGAGCGGAGCUACAUGCGCGCGCUCUGGCUCAUACUGCUCAACGCAAGCAAAAUAAGGCUGGCCACGCUCACGGUAAUUGCGAACAAGCUCGCCCCAGGGCUACCCUUGUUGCCGCCGGAGAGGGUGGACAUCCUGGUGCCACACCGGCAUGUGCUCGUCAUAAGGAGCCUCGAAGCCACCACCGAGGACGAGUCGCUGCUGGUGCUCAGGGAAAUGAUUAACUUGCUCAUCAAGCACUUUCCCCUGGACUCGAAUAUCCUCAGCGAUGCGGACAAGUCCUUGCUGUGCAGACAGUGCCUCAAGCUGCUUACCAAGAGGAACUGGUCGCUCAACAGAAGGUUGUACCAGUGGAUUUUCAACGCCACGAACGAUUUUAACACGUCACCGGAGUCGUUGGAUCUCACUUAUUUCACGAAGUACUCGAAGGACAAUCUCAUCUCGGCGAUCAAAGAGCUGCUCAUGGCCAGAGGCAAGAACCUGGACGAGGUCCUAAUACCCAUCAAAAUCAUCGUAACGUUCAUCACUGACGCGGAUCUCAAAGGUGUAACUGAGAAACUCAUGCCAGCGCUUUGUGUUCCGAUCCUCAAGUACAUUUGCAAGGAGCAUGAGGAAGAGGAAUGGAGAGCCAACAUCAUCGAAAGCACCAGGCUUAUUUUCGACACCAGUCUUACGCCUACGAGCGUUAUCUUCGAGUCAAUAGUGGACGAAUACAACAUGAACGCCGCCUCGUCAUACGCCAGCUGCUCCAGCGUGUGGUACGAUAUGCUGGAACUCAGCAGCGUCUAUCUCGACGAGGUCUGCACGCAGCUGUAUCUGGAAGACGUGCUCUGCGGGCUGUUCAUGCUGAUGAACAACGCACUGGACCACCUGCACAGGUUGACCAUCAAAAACGACCUCAGCAUUAUCAACCACGUCAUCAUGUACGUCUCCACCAUAUUCUCAAGGGUGGAGGGGAUCAUACGGGGCGAGGAUAACUUCGCGCGCUUCGACGACACCAUAAAGCUCGACGAGGAGGAAGACAAGAAGAUGAACAUGCUCAUGAGUUACCAAAAUUCGUGCAACACCUACAUAUCGAAGUAUCUCGACAGUUUCUACACCGAUGCACUCACGUACUUCGAGGACCGUGCUGAGGAACUCUCCGCAUACGAGCUGAACACUAUCGACCUCCUUAACGACCUGGCAGUGCGCUUCGUAGCGGUGGAAGGCUACAUGGCGGUGGUGCCGCUGACCAAGGGGUUCUGCAGAAACAAGACGUUCGUGGAUUCCAUUGGAGGCCAUAAGCAGGAUUUCCUAAACGACACCUACAUUCAGCAGCAUACAUUGAUCGAAGCGCCCUCCUUCGAGUCGUACAUAUUCCCCACGCUAUUUCGCAGUGACUCCAUAGUUUCAAACAGCAACGCAGUGGCGCCAUCAGCGAAAACCACCGAGCUGCCCACGAAGGAUGCGUUCAAGUUGGAGCACUGGAUACAAACGCUGCUCAAGUGCACCAUUGCCAACAACGCGCAGCUCUUUUGCAGAGGAAUCAGGACCUUUAUCGCACUUUUGAGGCUCCCCAACAAGCGGGACAUGUACAACUACGUGGAGACGAAUGGGGAGCACCUGCGCAGCAUCGUACUCAGGCUCUGGAACUCGCUAGACGACGCCCACGCCGCCAGCCAUUCAGAAAUCGUGCUGCUGCUCAUACAGCUCAACAACACGAUGCCGCCUUCACGCGUCGAAGCGGAGAAAAUCAUCGUGCAGGAUCUCACCAGCUCUGAAACCGACCUGAAGGUGGCAGCGAUGCUUAGGUUUGGUGUCUUGUGGCGAUAUGGGCACAUUCACGCGCCUAAGGAGGAGCUUUUCUCGGAGGCGCUGGGUUGCAUCUUAGAUAACGUGGAAGAAUCCGAUCCGAAGCUGCGGUACUACUCAUGCUCAUUCCUCUCCGAAUCAGUCGCAAUCUUGCCCAACCUCAUCAACCCCAUCCUGAGGGCGCUGGUCUCAUUCGACAAGAUCGAUCCCGAGUCUUACAGCUCCUAUAUUGUGGAUGUAUUGAGGAAGUUCAGACACCUCUCCUACAUCGUCAGUCGUGAAGGUCCCAUGCUCCUGGACCUCAUGCAAAGGCGUCAAGCGCCGCCGCAACUUAUUGAGCUCGUGCAGGGUGAGGAUAUAUACAGCCGGAUGCUUGGAGUUAGCAAGCCCGUUAUGGAAGGCAACGCUGCCAAGAGUAGUGCGCCUGCUUCGGCGAACCUGAUGCAUGGCAAUAUGGGAGUAGGAGGAACUGCGGACGGAAGGCGAUCAACGACGCUGGUAACAUUCCCCACGCUCAAGGACCCCAAGUGUAUCUCAUACGAAGAUGCCUGCAUAUACGAUUAUGUCGACCUGAUUGUUGUUCUCACGCUGAAAUACAUAUGUCUCAACAUAGACGUUUCUGCGCUUCUCAACUUCACCACGUUUGAAGGUUUGGAGCAGUACGCGAAUGAAUCAACGGAUCACCAAACGGAGAGCACGCACGUGCUGCAUGAAAACGCAAUGUUGUUUAGGUGUACUGCCAUCGAUUUUAUGAAGCUCUUCCUAUCGACCAUUCAGCCCACCAGCAGGGCAAAGGAGGUGGCGUGUCUCAUAUCACGGCCGCUUCUGUGCGUGCUCUACCACUUCCACCUCAAGGAUGAGGCUAUAGUGCAGACGCAGCUUUUGUACCUGCUCAAGGUUGUGAUCGACCGUUGCCAUGUGGAGUCCCAGGCGAUCAGCGAAGUCACGAGCGCGCUCAUAGACUCGUCUAAGGAUCUUGCCAAGCAAUCCGUGGCGUCGGUCAAAGGGGUGAAUCGCAGGUCUGUAGAAUCAGAAACGUCGUCGCAAAAAGGUGUCAGCUUUGACUUGAACAAUCAAGAGGGGGUGGAAAGAAGCGACACGGAUCUUUCACGGUUGUCUGGAUACGCACAGGAAAUUAAGAGUCGGAAGCAAUGCGGUACAGAAGCGCUAAGCAACGUUAUCAGCUCGGCCAUUGAAACUUCACCGCCGCACGAAGGCUACGCAGGGGAUGGGUUAGGCACGGGGCGCAGAUAUCCUUUCGACCAAACCUCGUGCAUACUGCCCAGAAUGUAUAUCAUCAAUGUAGUCGCAAUCAAGCAGGAGCAUGUGGGUAACCUCAAAAGGAUUACGGAUGAUUUGCUAUUUGCGCAAAUCUUGGAGUCGUGCAUUUUCAACACCGCAAAGGCAGGGCGCGUACACCUACUACAGUCAUACAUUGACUUCUCGUUGUACACACUCAAAUACUUGACAUCGGACAACUCGCUUAGGUACUCGUCGAAGUUCAUCACGCACUUCUGUAACCAUCUCUGCCAAGGCAAGGACUGGAUCAAGAUUGCCGCCAUAUCCCAGUAUCUCAGGGGGAUCUACGUCAUGCUCAGACAUAUAACCAACAAGUUGGGCAACAUGAAAAUAGACCUUAAAAGCUUGGAAAGGUUUAACAAUGACAACGCCUUGUCUCCAUGUAGCCUAUCUGCGAUCCUCAAUGCAGCCGAGACAGAAUGCAUGCAAAACGACGGCACUAGUGAUACCGCGAAAUGCACCCGUGUGCUGGGGUCGAAGCAGAAAGCGCAUACGGCCACCAGCAAGGAAGACCCCAUCAUAUUCGAGAUAGCACAAGUGGUCGAUAUAUGUAUCCAGUGUCUGCUUUGGGUGGAAAAGCGCAACAACGUUGAUAUACUCAACAGGGUACGUGGGAUGGCCAUUGGGGAUACGGCCGUCGUUGACUCGCCGAAGCGAGGCUCUAUCACAUUCAAAGUGGAUGGCAGCAACCAGGAAUCAAUACGCCUAGACAUAAUCAUGGCCGUGCAAAAUAUAUACAAAGAAAUAUUGCAAGGCUUUAGACUGCUGUUCCAAUGCUUGCCACAUCACUUCACGGAAGGGUGCCUAAUGCUCUGGGACAAGGCCGAACACAGCCAGCACAGCAGGAACAUAAAAUUGGAGCUCAUAAGUUGCCUAAAUGCCAUGCCACAGUUCUCGAGGCAGAAGAUGAUAUCGUACAUUCUUGACAUGCUGGAACCAUACGCAAAAUCCUCGAAGUACAAGCAUUUUAAGGGAUACCAGCUGCUCUCCUCCAACGUUAGAGAUAACGCCGUAUGCGAAUUCAUAUAUGCGCUUAUUGACCUGCCAAUGACGGCUAAGAAGGAUAUAGAGGACACGUUCCAUGUCAUGAAGCGGUACAUCACAUUCGUACUUAACUACCAACGUCAGCCCAUGGUGUUGCUCUGGAGCUUCCAAACCAUCUGCAAUUUCGAUAAGUCGCAUCCCACCAAAAAUGCAAACGUUAUCGAUAAGAGCAUGAAAAAGUUCCUCAGCGAGGUUAUGUAUGGCCUCAUCUAUCAGAGUGUCGGACUCUACAUGCACAAAGUCUGUACAUGGCUGCUGCCGAAAAAUUAUGACCUGGAACCGCCGCUGCCGCCCCAUAUGUAUGUCAUCAACAACGAGUACUAUGAGCACGUCAACCCCAAGGACUCAAUAUUGGCAUGCACAGGAUACACGCCAAAAGGGAAUGCAGCGAACGUCACGACGGCGAAAACGAAGUCAGUUGACAGCCUUGAUUGCCUCUGCAAGAAUGCACUUGCGCAGAUGAUCGUCUUUAGCUACGAAACGGGACAGCUCAGCAGACGCACGGCAAUAGCCAACAUCUUCUUCCACGUCCUGCUGAACAACCUGGGUUCAUACGUUCUGCCGAUGCUGCAAGAGAAGAUGGAUAGGCCACUCACCUACCGCUAUCUCGUGCUCUUGCUUUUGCGCAACCUCCCGUUCAAUCUCUAUGAGGGCUCCCUGCAGUGCAUCAAGAAACCCAUCAUCGACUACAUUAAUAUGCCCGGGUUCUUCAAAACGGAUCGCAGGGGAUUCCGGUGCAUCACAAAGAUAUUCAGGCUGGUUGCGGAUGAUGAGUGCAGGGGAACUGUGGACCGGCUUAGCAAGCUGGACCACUACACCUGCCCGCCACACAGCUCCGUGUUUACCAGCAGGUCGAUGGACAUACAGGGACGUAUAAAGUACCUAAAUAGGUUGGCUUUCGUGCUGUACGCCUGUCGCAAUGAUGCGUUCGCAUCGCACAUCGCAACUAUCAUUGAGAGGCUCACGGAUAAUUGUAGAGCGUACGACGACGAUAAUCUACGUACAGGGGCGUUGCUAGUCAUGCGGGUACUGCUGAUCAAAAUGUCGCAGCAGUACCUCACUGUCUUGUGGCCAGUGCUGUUGUCGGAACUUAUCAAGGUUUUCGACAGGGAAAACAGGACCUUAAUUGGGUUGGAUGCGUCCCAAAGCGCAAACACGGCAGACAGGCAGAGUGGCAAGGCCGACGCAAACCGGUACAGACUACUCAAAGAGGCGCUAAAGAUUAUUGAUGUCGCGUACGCCCUCAAACUUAACGAUUUUCUGAUAUACCAGUGGAUGUUCGUGAACGACAUGGCGGACAAAUACUACACCGAAAACGAAAAUGAAGUCGAAAAUGACGCUUUCGAGUUUAAGCCCUUCCUCAUGAUUAUAGAGCAGAAGUAUCCGGAGGUGGUAAAAAAGCACCUCCGCAACGAUUACUACCUGAAAAUGAGGAAGUUCAUAGAUAGCAACGCUGCCUACGACGCCGAACUCUCGCAGUCGUCAACUCCCGCUCACAGCGACCAGACGAAAGCCCGGCAGGUAUCGCACGGGAAAAUGGACGAACAAGUCCCGCUGGCGAGUGCCCAGGACUCCACCGAGAGGAAACAACUCACCCAGGAGUUAAUCGACAUGUCGAUUGAAAACGAUCUCCUGGACAUCGGCGUGGACCACAGGGACCUGGAAAGCGAGCUCAACGUGCACCAAAUAUGCAAAAUGUACCGGAAGGUUGUUUAG
This is a messenger RNA of Babesia bigemina, 6396 nucleotides long. Its product is annotated as dopey, N-terminal domain containing protein, putative. Gene Ontology annotation, cellular component: endosome; trans-Golgi network. Gene Ontology annotation, biological process: Golgi to endosome transport. The record is from RefSeq and is a predicted model, not a curated record. The transcript has a single exon. NCBI's taxonomy places the organism in Eukaryota, Apicomplexa, Aconoidasida, Piroplasmida, Babesiidae. Bases 1 to 6396 code for a protein of 2131 amino acids.